Molecule: messenger RNA, 1015 nt
Organism: Cyprinus carpio (common carp)
Lineage: Eukaryota; Metazoa; Chordata; Actinopteri; Cypriniformes; Cyprinidae
Product: FERM domain-containing protein 1-like
Exons: 7
Coding region: 335-1015 (226 amino acids)
Biological process (GO): positive regulation of hippo signaling
Cellular component (GO): cytoskeleton; cytoplasmic side of apical plasma membrane
Source: RefSeq, a predicted model, not a curated record
AGAAAAUUCACAUUUUAUUGUAUAUUUUUAGCCCAAAUCCCUGAGAUCCACACAAGAACAUCUAUUAUCUUUGUUGUUACUGUAUUUAUUAUCCCCACAAUGGUCUAGCUGUCAGGUCUCCCAGUGUGACCAGCUUCCAAGAAAUCCUCUCAGCAAGGCUGUAAAAUCAGCUAAUAUUGGAAAGCCAUUUGUGCUGGUUUAAGCCGUUUUUUUCCAGCAGGGAAUAUAAACAUGCAGAGUUUCAAAGGGAGGGCAUUUUAAAAGAGACGCAAACUGCCGGCAGCAGUUUAAGGAGGGCAUUUAAGAAGAGGACCUCAAAGAGAACACUUCCAGAAUGAAGAACCAAAGCAGAGUUCUGAGUGUUAUUCUGCCCAAUAACAAAGAACUGAGCAUGACUGUUGGGGUUAAAGACAGAGGUCAAGACGUGUUCAAACAGCUGUUCAAGCUACUCGGCACCUCAGAUCUUACCCUCUUUGGUCUGAGUGUGGAAAAGGACAGUCAACCCCUGUUUUUGGAUCUGGAGCAAAAAUUGUCCUUGUACCUCCCAAAGUCCUGGAGAAAGAAUACAUCAAAGGAGAAAGUGAUUCUCUCCCUCAAAGUGCAGUACUUUGUAGAAAAUGUUCAACUAAUUUUAAACAGUGAUACCCGUCAGCUGUACUAUGCUGGGCUGAAAGGGAGAGUUUUGAGAUCAAAGUGCUUUGAGCAAGAAGGACUGUAUUUCCAGCUUGCUGCAUAUGCCCUUCAAGCGGAUCUUGGUGACUGUGAAGAGCACAACUUUGCAUACUUCAGCCCACAGGGAUUUUUCCCUUUUUGGAUUGUACAGAAGCAUGGGAAUGAUUAUAUCCUGAAGCACACCCCCGCCCUGCACAGAGAGCUUAAAGGAAUGUCAUCCAGCGAGGCUGCCUUGCUUUUCAUACAGGAAGCGUUUAUCUUGAGUGAUGUGCCUCUCACCAUCUAUAGAUUGUCCAAAGUUAUAAUCAAGGCCAGUCAAGUCCAGAUUCAGAGUUAUGUCUGA